GCCAAAAAAACGCCAAUAACGCUUUCUUCUCUUUCUCUUCUUCUUGCUCUUGUGCUUGGAUACAGCCAGGAAGCAAGGCAAACAAACACGGCAACGGACACUGCUUUACUGCUUUGCUGCGAUCAGCACCCGCCACACACAUGCGCUGGGAUUCUGUUGGCCUUCCUUGAAUCCUGAGACACACCCGCACCCGCGCGCGCACGUACUUACGUACGUACAAAGGAGCAGUACACUCAAGAUGGACGACUAUUCGGAGAACACGUUUGUGAUCCGGCCGAACUUCCAGGAGAAGUUUCGGCCCUCGGUAGUACAACAGAUCAUCCACGAUGUGCUGCAGUCUUACCUCGGCGACAAGACAUACGACAGUGAAGCGGCACUGCAAUGGACACAGGAAAUCUGCGACGAAGUCAAACAAAAGCUCAAAGAGUUGAAACUGCCACGGUACAAGUUUGUUGUGCAAGGGACCAUUGGGGAGCAGCGCGGGGAGGGCGUCAAGGUUGGCGCGAGGUGUUUGUGGGACUCUGACACAGAUAACUUGGCACAAGAUGUCUACGUCAAUGAUUCCUUGUUCUGUGUUGUGGCUGCAUAUGGCGUAUACUACUACUGAGAGCGAGUGUGUGUGUGUGUGUGUGUGUGUGUGUGUGUAUGUGUGCGUGUGAGGGGUGGGGGAGAGUGUGUGACUGUGUGAGCGGUGGGGGAGAGAACAUGUGUGUUAUGUGUGUUAUGUGUGUGUGUGAGAGUGAGAGAGAGAAUGUGUGUGUGUGUGAAAUUGUGUGUCUGUCUGUCUGUGUCUGUGUCUGUCUGUCUGUGUCUGUG
Salpingoeca rosetta is the source of this 816-nucleotide messenger RNA. Its product is annotated as Tctex1 domain-containing protein 2. Gene Ontology annotation, cellular component: cytoplasmic dynein complex; cytoplasm. Gene Ontology annotation, biological process: microtubule-based movement. Bases 239 to 607 code for a protein of 122 amino acids. The record is from RefSeq and is a predicted model, not a curated record. Gene Ontology annotation, molecular function: dynein intermediate chain binding. NCBI's taxonomy places the organism in Eukaryota, Choanoflagellata, Craspedida, Salpingoecidae. The transcript is spliced from 4 exons.